GAACGUCGCCCGGAAGCAGCGGGCUAAAUGCCGUCGCGGGAGCCCCUAAGAAGGGCUGCGGGCUGAAAACGGCGAGCGGAGCCACCCUUGCGGUUUUAUUUACUUGGCUUUUGACAUUUCAUGGAACAGUGUUAAUACUUUUGCUGGCUUCUUCAGGACUGUACAGUACACAGUUCCUGGUCCAACACUGACUUCGCUUAGCAGUAUACCAAAGACAGAUGAACAUGUUCAACCGUCCCUUCCUUUUGCAUUAUUGGACUACCAUAUGCCUUGUCAUCUUGCUAGCAGCUUUGAUGACUGCUGAAGAUGUUACUGAUAGCACUUUAAACCACACAAACACGCUCUUAGGAUCUGUGCCUGUGGUAAUCUCCAGAAUCGAUCACAUUAUAGUCAAAGAAGGUUACAGUGCCUUGAUUGAUUGCAACAUUGAAGGCCAUCCAGGACCAGAGUACAAGUGGUACAACUCCAAUGGCCAUUUGGUGAAGGAAGAUGGGAACAAAGGAGGAAAAUGGAUUCUUGACAAUGGACAACUUAAUAUUACUAGUGUGUCAUUUGAGGAUCGAGGAAAAUACACAUGUGUUGCUUCUAAUAUCUAUGGCCAAGUGAAUAAUACAGUGACGUUGAGAGUUGUCUUUACCUCUGGAGAUAUGGGGAUCUACUAUAUGAUUGUAUGCCUUGUAGCAUUUACCAUUGUUUUGAUCUUAAACAUCACCAGGCUAUGUAUGAUGAGCAGUCACCUGAAAAAGACAGAAAAAGCUAUUAAUGAAUUCUUUCGGACAGAAGGAGCAGAAAAACUGCAAAAAGCUUUUGAGAUUGCUAAACGCAUCCCAAUCAUUACAUCUGCAAAAACUCUUGAGCUUGCCAAAGUAACGCAGUUCAAGACAAUGGAGUUUGCCCGCUAUAUUGAAGAGCUGGCUAAGAGUGUCCCACUGCCGCCACUCAUUAUGAACUGCAGAACUAUAAUGGAAGAAAUCAUGGAAGUGGUGGGACUAGAGGAGCAAGGUCAGAACUUUGUAAGGCAGUCACCAGAAGGACAGGAGACCACCGAUACGGAAGAGAUGUACAUGAUCCCCAAUUCCCUAAAGCGGAACAGUUCUCUCACUGCUGACUCAGAUGCAUCUUCUCUGCACGAGCCACCACUCAAGAUUGCAAUCAAAGUAUCUGUUCACCAGUUGACCAAAAGGGACUGUGUCGAUGACCAGUCGCAAGACGGCAUACCACUAGAACUUAAAGAAGAGAAGGAAGAGAAAGAGGGAGACCAAGCAUCGGCACCACCCGCUGAGCCAGCCUCAGAGCCAUCUGCUGAAGUCAGCCUUACUGAGACAAGUCUGGAAAGUGACCAGGACAUAUGUACUGUUUUUGAAAGCCAUUUAUGAUUGUUUCUUCACAAAUCUAUGCAUUGCAAGAAAAUUAGGUGGAGUGCCCUUUGAAAACAAAAAGAUGUCUUUGCCAAUAAGCCUUACCUGAAGACUGUUGCAGCAAAGCAUGUAUGUGGUUUCCUUGGUCCUUUCCCCCUUACAAUUUACCUUAAGUUUAGCCAGCAGAUUUGACAAAACACUUGGAACUGUGCAAAUAUUUAACUGCUCUUUUUUGGUUAUGGGAAUUUUUUUUUAAAAAAAAGCUCACACAAUAUUUACCUCAGAGAACUCUUGUUUGCAAUUGGUUACCGGAAAUCAUGUGUUGUGCUUAGAAACAGGGGUUCUAAGUUCUGAGGAGGCUGACUUUGGAGCAAAGCUGUCAAAGCUAUGGGAGAGCUGUUUUGCUGUAUGGUUGAAAUGCUCCCAUUUACACAGAGGAGGGAAUCUUUUUUUUUUAAUUGCCCCAUCACUCGCUCUAUUCAUGUGACCUCUCAUGAGUUUGAAAUAUUGCUCAAGAAAUAACAUUUCAGUAGCCGAAUUAAGGUUUCUGUGUGUGCCAGGACAAAUCCAUUUCUUUCAUUUGGAGUCAGACACUUUGUAAUAGGGUGAGGAAAUGCCCACCAUCUUUCUUCUCCUCUUCUUCGGGAGGGAAAAAAAAAUUCCUUCACAAAAUGAUGCACAGGUCAUGUGCUUCUGUUGAAAGAGAGAUUUUUCUUCCAACCAGAAAGUCAUGUAAGAGCAGUGGCUCUUGUAGCCUGCAGCACGGCUACCCACUCCUCAAUCACAAUGACCCCACAGAAAGAAGAACAGAGCUUCACCAGGGAAAUUUCUACAGGUGAUAUUUCCCCGGCAUUUUAAUGGCAAACUGCACCUGUAAACAUCCCCUCUUCUAUACAAAGUGCUGGAAACCUUCUCUUGUUUGGAAAGAACUAUUUAAUUUUAAUGGGAUAUGAAUGCAGGUAACUGUGCAGUCUGUUGCUGUUAUUAUGUAAAUGGCAAUGACAGUCUGUAAUUAGGAAAAAUUGAAUAAUUUACCUAACUUGUAUUUUCAUGGAAAGAAGUCAUUAGCCCUCUUUGAAGUCAAUGGAUGAAAAUUCACACUGGUAUUUAUACACAGCCUGCCACUGGGCAUGUAUUAAGGCUGGGUCUGGUGGAGAUGAAGUAACUUUGCCAUAUAAAUAGAUGUGAACAAAUUGAAGCUUCCAUCAUUCAGGGGAUAAUGACUGUGAGCUGGUUUGUACCUUAUUAGUUAUAAUAUACAACUUAGACCCAGAGAUGCCAAUCACUAUAGCACAGAUGGCCACUUUAUCAUGGGUCAAAACGAUUUUACUUCCAUGACAUCCCUAAGAAAAAUAUUUUUCCUAUAUUAAUUAUUAAUUCUUCAAUAGCCAGGCAUAUAUGUUUAUAGUUCAGUUCAGACUCUGAGUAAAGAAUUUAAGAAGAGAAUAAUGCAGUGGAAUAGUCACAGAAAACAUCUUUAUUUUUGCUCUCUCUCCUGUUAAAAACAUCAAAAAAGUCCUGCUGCUGGAUUGGGCCAGUAUGCUAUUUUCCAUAGGGGCCAACCCAUAAGAAGCCAGCCCCCUACCACAAUUCCCCCCGUGCACACACACACACACAACUGGUAUCCAGAGGCAUGGUGUCUCUCUAGAAGGAGCUCUGCCAUCAUGACUAGCAGCCAUCAAUACCCUAAUGCCCCAAACCUUUCUCUAAUCCAGCUAAGCUGUUGGCCAUUGUCACAUCUUGUGGCAACAAAUUCCAUAACUGGAAGAAGCAUUGUGAAGAAAUAUUUCUUUCUGUUUGUCCUACAUCUCUCACCAGGUUCUGGGAGCAUGAUAGAAGAAAGCAUACAUCUAUCUAUCUCUCUUUCUCCGUACCAGUAGUUCCCAACCUUUUGUAUGCGCCACACUCCUAGAAAAUAUUUGAUUUAUGUUCACACCCCCUACAAAU
Molecule: messenger RNA, 3305 nt
Organism: Varanus komodoensis (Komodo dragon)
Lineage: Eukaryota; Metazoa; Chordata; Lepidosauria; Squamata; Varanidae
Gene: MFAP3L
Product: microfibril associated protein 3 like
Exons: 3
Coding region: 219-1376 (385 amino acids)
Source: RefSeq, a predicted model, not a curated record